AACUUAUUUAAUACCUUUCUGUGUUGCUGAAUUUAUGUAUGUACAUGCAUAUGUACAUACAUACAUAUGUGCAUAUGUGUUUGUACUUUUGGAUACUAUUUGUGAGGCUACAUUCAGCGCUUUGCAAUGUUCGAUGGUAAAAUUGGAAAAUUAACAAUGCAUCUUGUUCGUAGUAACUUUUGCCAACGUGAUGAGUAUUUGAGAUCGCCUUCAAAAAAUAUUGGAGUCCAACUAACGAAUUCCCAUACGUCGUACAGGAACGAUCAUACCAACAUGAAAGAGGCACAAGCUGAAAUAAAUAUAAAUAAUACAUCGGUUAAACAUAACCAAAAUGUAACAUUUGUCCGGAGUAGUGGAAUCACUAAUGGAGCUGUUUUUCAUGAGGAUGUUAUUGAAACUGAGUGGAAUUUCCCUCCAAAAGUACCUACUCCGCACAUCUACCAUUGCAUUAAUCCAGAUUUACUGGUGGGAAGUGAUAAAAACGGCUUUAAAGGACUUCGUAAGCAAUUUAGUGGGCGAUUUAAGCGCUUAGUUACUCGAAAAGUAGAACACGGCCCAGUGAUACCUCCGGAAUUAAAGCCACAAUUAAAAACAAUAUACGUUUACUAAUUUUAGAAGAAUCACCGAUGGCAAGCACAAAUGUUUGAAUAAACUAUAUGUACGCAUAUACAAUAUGUAUGUAUAGAUGUACUCGUAUGUAUUUUUAUAUAUUUUGGAAAACUUUAGUGAUAAUAAAAGCAAGAUAAACUAA
Molecule: messenger RNA, 751 nt
Organism: Drosophila obscura
Lineage: Eukaryota; Metazoa; Arthropoda; Insecta; Diptera; Drosophilidae
Exons: 2
Coding region: 127-609 (160 amino acids)
Source: RefSeq, a predicted model, not a curated record